AUGGUCACGGCAAUGACCCAGUACACGACGACGCUAUCCUACGCGGCCAUCGCCGAGGUAGUCAACGACGAUGUCCUCAUCAUGCCCAUGAUCGAGACCAGAGAAGGUGUUGAAAACGUAGAAGCCAUCGCCGCCGUGCCGGGCAUCGAUGCCUUGUUCAUUGGCUGCGCAGAUCUCUGCAUGGAGCUCGCAGUCCCUGGGCAACACGACUCGGAAAUCUUCCACUCUACCGUUGCCAAAAUCGCCAACGCAGCAGAGAAGGCGAGCGUGGAUGGACGCAAGGUGUCCGUGGGACUCGGCGGGCUGGAACCGAGGCCAGACCUCCUGGAGGCACUGGCGAAACGGCAUGAUACUAUUCGGUUCGCAAUGGCAGGCCGCGAUCUAGCUCUUUUACUCGCAGGCAUGUCAACAUAA
Messenger RNA from Colletotrichum lupini, 414 nucleotides. RefSeq names its product HpcH/HpaI aldolase. The transcript has 4 exons. Gene Ontology annotation, cellular component: cytoplasm. Gene Ontology annotation, molecular function: aldehyde-lyase activity. The record is from RefSeq and is a predicted model, not a curated record. The coding region runs from base 1 to 414 and encodes 137 amino acids. Lineage: Eukaryota; Fungi; Ascomycota; Sordariomycetes; Glomerellales; Glomerellaceae.